Molecule: messenger RNA, 732 nt
Organism: Arabis nemorensis
Lineage: Eukaryota; Viridiplantae; Streptophyta; Magnoliopsida; Brassicales; Brassicaceae
Source: the annotation of a GenBank genome assembly
AUGAUGAUCAAGCAGUCACCAUUCUUGUUUUCAACAGCAAUCUUGUUUACAGUUGCUGUUUUUGCAGCAGCACUUGAUCCUGCACCUGAAGACCCCAUUUUCGAACUCUACAUGCACGAUUUACUUGGUGGAAGCAGCCCCACCGCGAGGCCAAUCACGGGUUUGCUCGGGAACAUUUACAACGGUCAAGUUCCGUUUGCUAAACAGAUUGGUUUCACUCCUCCCGAAAACGGUAUAGCCAUUCCCAAUGCAAACGGCGCCCUCCCAACGGUUAAUGGUAUCAACGGUGUACCUCUUGGGACCGGUUUGUCUGGUACAGCUUACUCUGGUCAAAACCUGAAUGGGAUUCAGACUCAGUUGGGUCCUGAUGGUUUGAGUCUUGGGUUUGGCACUAUAACCGUGAUCGAUGACAUACUCACAUCCGGUCCAGACUUGGGUUCGCAGCCACUUGGUAAGGCUCAAGGAGUUUAUGUUGCAAGUUCUGCAGAUGGAAGCACACAGAUGAUGGCUUUCACAGCUAUGCUUGAAGGUGGAGAGUACAAUGACAACCUCAACUUCUAUGGAAUUUAUAGGAUCGGAAGCGCCAUGUCGCAUUUGUCAGUGACUGGAGGAACAGGUAGGUUCAAGAGUGCUUGUGGGUUUGCAGAGGUCAGGCCAUUGAUUCCAUCGGGUCAGCAUCAAGUGGAUGGAGCAGAGUCUUUGCUGAGGAUCAUUGUCCAUCUCAAGUACUAG